Messenger RNA from Volvox carteri f. nagariensis, 2307 nucleotides. RefSeq lists its product as uncharacterized. Lineage: Eukaryota; Viridiplantae; Chlorophyta; Chlorophyceae; Chlamydomonadales; Volvocaceae. The transcript has 12 exons. Gene Ontology annotation, biological process: regulation of gene expression. Bases 1 to 2307 code for a protein of 768 amino acids. The record is from RefSeq and is a predicted model, not a curated record. Gene Ontology annotation, molecular function: protein binding. Gene Ontology annotation, cellular component: nucleus.
AUGGGUGGAAACGUCAGCAGUUGUAUCGAGUCGGGGCCGGUCUACGCGUUGUUCCAGGCGGUACGACAAGGAGAUCUCCGCGCCAUCAAGUUCCGACUGGAUCUGGAUCCCGAGCUCCUCAGCUACCGAAGCCCGUUAGCUACUGCGGCGGCGGCUGCGGCUGCUGCGGACACCGAGGCGGUGCUGGAGGCUCUUGCGGCUCACGCAGGUCCCCCCCCGGAGGGGGAGGCAGUAGCGCCAACAACACCAGCAGCAACAGCAGUAGGGGCAACGGCAGUCACGGGACGAGCAGGAGGACGAGCAGGAGGACGAGCAGCGCACCUGCGGGUGUUGCUGAACCUUGGGAACGACCGAGGACAGACGCCCCUGAUGUACGCCGCACAGUCCGGUCACGUGGCAGCGGUUAGGUGGUUGUUGAGCAGGGGAGCGGAUCCCUGGGCUCGAGACCGUUGCGGAAAGAGAACCGCCCUCCACUACUCGGCCAUGCGGGUGUGCGGGGGGUCUGGGAGGGCGGGGGCCGCUUGGAAUGCAUCCGCGCGCUUCUGGAUGUCUGGGAAAACACACCGGAGCUGUACAGAUAUAAAUGUACGGAUUAUCCCCUUGGACCUCGACAGGUACAUCGAGGUGGGAUCCAUUUCCGGACUGACUCCCUUGCACUACGCGGUGGCGAUGCGACAGGCCGAUGCCGUACGGCUGCUUCUGGAGAGGGGAGCAGACCUCCGGGCCGUGAAUACGAUCGGCUACGCGUACGACCUAGUCAACGUUCCCCUUCGGUCAACGCCGCUUCACGUGGCGGGUAUGCUUAACGAACUGCCGUGCGCUCUCGUAAUGCUGCAGUACUACCAACACCACCUUGCUGGCCCCAACUUCCUAGACCCUCGACGACGGGUGGAUGCCCUGGGGAGAACGCCGCACAGGGUUGCGGCGUCUCGCGGCCACACCGGGCUAAUUGCGGAGCUGCUGCAUCCCGCCGCCAACCUGGAGGCGAUUUUCUCCAGGGAGGGAGGCCCCGGCGGAGGAGGCGCGGGUACGGCAGCGGCGGCGGGCGUGCCGCGUCUGGCAGCGCUGGCAGCGGCGGUUGUACGGCAGCAGUUGGUGGAGGAUGUGGAGCGUGCGGAGAAGGUCAUUCUGAACUUCCGACGGCGGCAGAACCCCCCUGGCUGCCCAUCACCCGAACAGCUGGUCAAGGCUCAAUUAGCAACACCCCUGCCGGAUCCAAAUCCAAAUUUAAAUCCAUAUUUAAAUUCAGGACUGGUAAUCACCGCUGCCGCCGAUGACGGCGUCUCCGCCAGGCCGUACACAGCUCCAGCAGCAGCAGCGGCAGUAGCGGCAGGGUUGGAAGUGGAAGGCGAGCUCGCGGAGGCGGAGGUUGCACUGUGGGAUCGGCAAGGUACCGGCCCGUCGCUGCGCCUGAAGGGCCUUGCGUGCUCACCGCCGCCACUACAGCCACGGCCGCCGCCGCCACCGCCGCCGUCGGAACAGCCGACAGCGGGUGAGGGGUGCUGCGGCUCUGAAUCGUCACCGCCGCCGCCGCCGCCCCCGCCGCCGCCGCCGCCGCCGCAGCAGCAAUUACAGUCAUCAGAGGCGAGGGUUGACCCUCAGCCGCGGCCGGGUAGUCGAAGGGGCAGCCGCGGCGACAUACCACAGCUGCUACUGCCGCCGCUGCGCAUGACGUUGCCCGCGGCCUCCGCCGCCACCAGCGUCGUCAACGUCAGCCCCUGCCUCGUCGCCGAAGGUGUACGACAGAGCCUCCGGCGUCUCAGUUGCGGCCCUCAAGCCCCUCAGACCCCGCAGGGCCGUCCCAGCCCGGGUGCAGUGGUGGCAGGAGCCUGCCGUACAACCUCAUGCCUGACGACAAGGUGCCCCUCCAGUACGAACGGACGACCAUCGCUGUCGUCGUCUGCGGCGCCGCCGGCCCCGGCCCCGGACCCUGACGGUCAGCUGCUGGCCGUACUGACAACAACGUCAUCGACGGAACCCGCGACGGCGGCAGUAGCUGCCUCCGCCACCGCCUCCGCCACCGCCACCGCCACCGGCGGCAGCAGCUGUUGUGCGUUACGCCAUCCAGGUCUCUUCGUCCGUCGCUCCGCAGGCUAUGUGGAGAGCGCGUUCUCCCGUGCGCCGCUACUACCGCUAGCACAAUGUGCGGUGUGCCUGGAGGAAUGCUACAGCCUGGUGGUUGAACCUUGCCAUCACCGGCUGUGCGGUAACUGCGCACGCGACGUGACGGCGGCGGCUGCGGAGAUGCCGCUGACGUGUCCGGUGUGUCGGCUGGUGGUGUGUCAGUUUACGAGUCCGGUGUGCUGA